Molecule: messenger RNA, 1176 nt
Organism: Pseudocercospora fijiensis CIRAD86
Lineage: Eukaryota; Fungi; Ascomycota; Dothideomycetes; Mycosphaerellales; Mycosphaerellaceae
Exons: 14
Coding region: 1-1176 (391 amino acids)
Source: RefSeq, a predicted model, not a curated record
AUGUAUACUCAACCGCCCAACCACAGCCCAAGACAAUCGCCUGAUGAAAAGACUAAAUGGCCAAGGCUAGAAUCGCAUAAUUGGCGGUGGUUCGAAGCGACUAUCUGGUCGGCACCGUUUCCUGCCAGCCAUAAGAACCAGAUGAGCAUGCGGCGUUUGUUGAACAGCACAGCACGCACGCACGAGCGCAAAGAACAGAGUCAGACGGGGGAAGCUGACGCCAUGGCGACAUCUUUCUCUCGGCUGGGAGGCGGAGGUAUUAGCUUUCAUAUCCGGUCAGUCAUCAAUAAUCAGCUGAAUUCUGCUCCGGCUAUCGUCUUAGCCGGGCGUGGGAGAUCAACUCAGGUCGCAUCCUCGGACCUUUUCGACAACGGUGGGCGUCACAGCAACGAAUCGUGCCCGUUGACGGUGCACGGGAAUCCCAGGCAGCUAACGAGGUUCGCAUGUGGCCGCCACCAAGACACAACCGCCCAUGCCGUAUCGUUUCCGGAAACAAGCUUCUCUGGUAUAUUGCAGGACGUCCGGAUUUGGAGGAAACCAUCUUACGGCGCAUUGCGAAGGUUUCGGAGAACGCAAGCUGAAAAGAAGGCGGGGGUUGUCCCACGAAAUAUAUAUAUAUGUGAAGGUGAUGAUGCGGGAGAGAAUCCACGGGACGUUGGAGGAUUAAUAGACAUUGAAGAUCGAAGAGGAUGGACGGAUGCAACGCCGGAAGGGGGGGAUCCGAGAUUGGAAGGAUUGCGGGAGCGAGAGGCCAAUGAUAAAGGCGGAUUGUUGCCCGCCGGCAAAGCAUGUCUUUCACCUGCCUGCUCUCUAUCAACCACAUCUCAUCGCGUCAGAAUCCCUCAGCAGGUCAGAUCUUGCCAUGAAUGUCGGAAAUGCUUCCUUCACUUGGCAUACUUCCGGCGCGACCCGCUCGGUAUAGACAGGGAUGUCUGUAUUGUGUAUGCGCGAUGGCGGCGCACCGGAGAUGCCCGACGAUUCAUUGAUAUGCUUCCCACGGCCAAGGAAAGGUGCAGAUUGUCGCUCGUCCCUGCUCAAAAGAGUCGUUUUGAAAUCUUCAAACGGGAAACAAAGAAGGAAGAAACGAAGAAGAUUUUUGGAGACGAGAAAAUUUUCCAUAUUUUCAAAUUCCGCAAUCGACACGGCGUUGGACCAGCAGAUCUGACUACGGUGUAA